AGUUGUAUGUACGGUUCGUGGCCCUCGUGUGUAUGUGUGUAUGUGUACGUGCUACCAUGUGUGUGUAUGUUUGUGUAUGUGUGCACAUUACGGGAGACCCGUUCAAGACGUUUGCUUCCAGUUUCGAAGGCUCCAUUCGGCGUCGUCUCGUCAACCGGGAGCGAAGAAGUUCCAAAGUCCGGGUUGAGCGUGUCGCUAAAAAGUUUUCCUUGGAAGCCCUCGUUCUGGAUCUGGCCCAGGUUCCAGGGAAUCGGCUCCACGGCGGAAUGUCCGAAUCAGUGUCCUAACCAAUAGCGGCCUUGUCCUGUGUCCCCCUUUGGAGGCGACGAAUGGAUAAGUUAUUCCUUAAAGUUCCUAUCGAAGUGCAACACGAUGCUGUAUAGAUGUGUAUAGUGAAUUGAAGCUGUGAGAUGCUUCCCGUAACGAAAGUUCCUUAAGCUAGCAAAGAAUAAGAAAAUGUAGGCCAAAGUGUGCUUGUUGUAUAGAAAAUAAGUUGUCAAGUCAACACCGAAAGUUCCUCUAAGCUCAUCGGAGAAAAAGUCUCCAACAAAAUAGCAGCAACAGCAAGUGAAAGUUUUGUGCCACUCAAAUCUGUCUGGUAAAAGUUUUUUUCUGUUUCUGAAACGAAAAGAAAGUCAAAAUUUAUUCAAAAGUUUGUGAUAGUGAAAAGAAAAGCUGGUUGCCCCUGAAAGGCGGCUAUUAGCUCUGGCACCGAGCAAAGCCAUAUACCUGUGAAUGGCGUCGCGCAUCCGGCGUUCGUCGAGCAGAAGAAAGUGAAAUCCUAAUUACCCAACUCUUUGGGAUGCAUGAAUGAGCAAGUGUUCACGGGGCAGUGUGCAGCUGAAGAGGGAAAGGGUGAACCAGUUGAUUCAAACAGUGCCAACUAGUGAAAGUUGACUAGGGAAAACUUUUCCCCGGAAACAAAUAGGGAACCGGAAACCACUCCCUGAACGGAUUAUAAUUGGAUAACACAGAUUUUUGGAAUAACCAAGUCGUCUCAAUGUCCAACCUUAGGAUUAAGGAUGAUCUCUACUCCAAACCAACGGUUCCGAAUCUCGACGAUCCUCAGAAGCCCCCAUUUUCCUUGUUCCCAGCUCAAUUUUACAAAAAUCUCUUCGCAGCCUCCGCUUCGCUUCUACAACAAAAACCACCAUCUGCAACAACUAUUCAAACUCCAUCCCCCCAUCCGCCCUCCCAACAUCAUCACCACCUCCAACAUCAUCCCUCCCCGGAAGAUGAGAAAGCGGAAGAUCUUUCAACUCCCGGUCCAUCACCCUAUCCACACUUCCCCCGGAAUCUCCUCUUCUCGCCUGCUUCACCACCAACUUCGACCACCCACGAAGAUGAAGAUCAACCAUCGGCGGGGGCCGGCAGCAACAAACAUCACCCACCACCCAGUACCCCACCCCCACACAGACCCAGCUCCUCCACAUCCUCCUCCCUGUUAUUGGCGACCGGGGAGGAUGUGAAAAAUGUUGUUUCCAGCAGCUCCAAUGAGCAGCAGCAUCAACAAUCCCACCAGCACCAUCAUCAACAACAGCAGCAGCAGCAUCUUCAAUCCCUGCAGUUGCAACAGCAACAAUCCCAACAUCACCAAGGCCAGGGAAGGCAGCAAAGUGAGAAAACGCCAUCAUCCUUCCCGUGGCUCUCGGACAGCACCAACAACAACGACUACAGCAAGGCGAACAACAACAACUGUCGAAGUCAUCCGCCGGAAGACAGCAAAUCCAGCCUCGGAUCCCCUCGAGUUUCCGGAAGUCAUCUGCAUCACCACUUGCAGCAUCAUCAAAUCCAAGGCCCAGGGCUACAUUCCCACCAACAACAACAGCAGCAGCAGCAAGGACAGCUGUCCUCCUCUUCUCAUCCUCACUCGGACGGGGCAACCCCCGAUAGCAGCAGCACCACGGCGACCGCAGCCAUUCCCAACUUUAACCAGAUGCCCGUCCCGGGGGGUGUCCAGGGCCAGAACCCGACCCAGGGGCUGGUCCACUGGAUGAGCGCCGUCAUGGCCGAACACAUGACCGGGAACUCGCACCACGAUCCGGCCGUCGGGAUGCACUACAUGUGGAACGGACCGGUGGAGCAAUGCGGCCAACACACCAAGGAUAUGGACUCCUACAGCGGCUGGCCAGCGCCGAGAAACCACAUGUCCAUGAAGCAAGGAUAUGAGGCCAAAAUGAACGCGGUUGACCAUCAUCAUCACAAUAAUCUACAAAAAGGUCACAUGAUCGACGAUGGCCGGCUGCUGGACCACCACCAUCAUCACCAUCACCAUGGAAUGCAAUCGGCGGCUCAGAUGAGCCAACUCUAUGGAACCCGAGGAGCUCCCGGAGCCAACGGAUCCCCCGGAGGUCACCACGUGCAUCCGAACUCCGCAGCCCUCCUGGUAGUUCCUCAACCCAUCAGCGCCACCAAGCUCGGACCGGGCCUCCCGAAUGGAACAGGCCGGAAGUACCAGUGCAAAAUGUGCCCUCAGAUUUUCACAUCGAAAGCCGAUCUUCAGCUGCACACACAGAUUCAUAUGCGCGAGGCGAAACCCUACAAAUGUUCCCAGUGUCAGAAAGCGUUCGCAAAUUCUAGCUACCUGUCCCAGCACACCCGGAUACACUUGGGCAUCAAGCCAUACCGAUGCGAAAUUUGCCAACGCAAGUUCACCCAGCUGUCGCACCUACAGCAGCACAUCCGAACGCACACCGGAGACAAACCGUACAAAUGUCGUCACCAGAACUGUAUGAAAGCAUUUUCCCAACUAUCCAAUCUGCAGUCACAUUCCCGCUGUCAUCAGACCGAUAAACCGUUCAAAUGCAAUUCCUGCUACAAGUGUUUUACCGAUGAAUCUGCUUUGUUGGAUCACAUUCCAAAGCACAAGGAAUCGAAACACCUAAAGACACACAUCUGUCAGUACUGUGGAAAGUCUUACACGCAGGAAACGUACCUAUCCAAGCACAUGCAGAAACAUGCUGAGAGAACCGAUAAGCGACCACCGAUUGGAACCCGAAGUAGUAGCAGCACUCUCAACUUGAACACGAAUAACAACUCCAACACUACCACGGUCACUCCGGCCUCUUCGAUGCCAACUAGCACAGGCACCGCAACGGGAGGAGACAACCCGUACUGGCCAAAAGUGAGUCCCGAUUCAGCGGCCAACAUGACGGAUGUGCUUCAACAGCAACAAUCUCAAACCCAACCGAGCCAUCACGACUUCAACCUGAAUCAAAACGGCAACAAUCAAACGCCAAACGGGCACAGCAAUGACCUGCACCACCACCGGGAUGAAAACGUUGAAGAUCUGGUAUCGUCCGGAGGUCGACAGAACUCAUCAACCAUGAACGGACCGAAUCCAACGCCCAACGGAACCAUCUCGCUCCCACCAUCCUCGACGCCAAUGUCCGCUACCAGCUACGACAGCAUAGCCGUGAAGGCCACGUCCUCGUCUGCGCCAACCAAUUCCGCUUUCACUCCGAUCAACGCGAUGGCACCGCAUCUGAACACCCUGCAGCACCAUCACCAUCCCUCGGUUCACCAUCAGCUGGCUCAGAGGCCACCGGCUUAUCUGUACGAUGCCAUCGGUUUUCCUACCGGUAGUGGUAAUCCGCAGGCCAAGGUCGGAGGCUUGAAUCACCAAGGAGGUGGAAAUCAAACUGGUCCCGGAGCUAGCUUUCCGAAUCAGUUGAUCUCGCUGCAUCAGAUCCGUAACUACGCCCAUCAACCGGGUGGAGGAUUGAUGGCCACCGGAGAGAAUUUGCUGGGAGUGACCGUAGGUGCCGGUGGAAAGGAUAAGGGUUAGAAACCUGGCGCGUUGAUACACCGGCAGUUAGAGACAAGUGGCGAAAUUUCGAAUGGAAUGUGAAACUGUAAAUUGAUGUUGAAAAUUUUAAGUUCAAAGCAGAAUUUUUUAAAUUUAUAUUUUUUAAGUUGUAACAGAUUGUACUGGGUCAGAAAAUCAAUAUAUCUGAAAUUACAAAAAAAAAUGCUUCAGAUUUGAGAAAUUGAUAUUGGUUCAAACUAUUAGGGAGAAUUGAAAACUUCAAGAUUUGUUCAAAAACUUUUGCACACCAUCAAUUUUGUUCGCUAAAUGUUGUCCACGAUGAAAUUGCCACACACAAAAUUGAUUCGGAAAAUUGGAGUUUUCAUCCGAUGGCCAUCGAAUUUUUAAGGAUUGAAAAAUAACUAUUGAACUUCAUUUUACCAUUUUCCUCGUAUUUUAUUUACAGUCCAUACGCAAAUGCCCGCAUCUUGGCCUUAACCCCGGCCAUAAGAUUCUGCACAACCUGUGAAUCAACCGUUUUUUGCAUGAAAACCCAUAUUUUCUUCAGUUCCUCGACUGUCUUCACUACCUUAGGUCGUUUAAAAAGGUGGUGCUUCAUAAUCGCCCAGUACUUCCAUGAUUUCGUCAGCAUGUUGAGGUACAAAUCCCUGACACGGGUUUUGGCGGACUUGUUCUGCUUCUCGUCGCAAUAAGAGGCUUUUUGUACCUUGAACGUUCGAAGCCCAGCCUUAGUUUUUGCCUUCUGCACAAAAUUUCGACUUAGGUGCAGUUUCUUAUCCACAUCCCGAACGGAGGCGGUCGGGUUCGUAAGAUAAAUCGUUCUCGCCCGACUCAGCAACAUUGGUACUAUACAAACUUUGAAUCUAAAACUUUUCCCCCAUCGAUUGGUCUUUUCUAGAUUACUAUCCUAUCAUCCUCCAAACUUUACAAUUGCUUCAUCAUUUUUUUUACAACAUGGAAAUUUGACUUUAAACCAUCACAGCCGGUUGUUUACUGCCGUGAGUGGGUUCGUCCCACUAAAACCACUUUAUGCUUGGUUUACCAGAUAUUUCCCUUGGUUUCACCGUUUCAUCCUAUGAUACUACAUCAAGGGGUAGGGUAUGCUCAUGCACUUAUACAUCUCACCCUUUUUACUUCAUCCUCCUUCUACUUUCCCUCUUUCGCCAACUUCAGACUGGUAUGUAGAAUCCCGAAACAUGUACCGAGUAGAUUACACUUUCAAAAUAACUCGCGCCCGUCACAGCAUUUCCAAACACCAGGGCAUGGCCGAUUGGGAAACUUCCAAGUUAGAAUCCCGUCCCGACCACCCCGGAUAGUUUCUCCGCUUCCUCUUGCUGCAGAAAAGAUGAGACCUUUUAAGUCUCACCGAACGUAUGAGUCCUGAUCAGGGCUAAACCGCGCCCUAAAAUUGCGUUGCUUUUGAUUCGUAGUGUCAUACGAGGCCCAAGACCUUCCUUUAGCUUAUUAAGUUAGAUUGACUAUCUCUCCGUUCAUCCUCUCUCCUGAUUCGUAACAAAUCGCACAUGAUCUACGAGAUCUCGUCGUUUAUGGUCCGCCAUAAACGUUCGUCGUGACACAUUUUAUUCCGCCUCGACAUGAACCUGGGACAGAAGAAUAUUGCAUGUUCUGCCGAUUCCUCCGUAUCAACGCAUUCCGGGCAAUAUGGCGAGCUGAUAAGCUUAAACCGAUGAAAGUAUUGCUUGACCCGAAAGAAACUGCGUCAGCCUAAUGUUGACCUAUCCCUACUUCAGGUUUACCCAGUCUGAAAUCCGUUGCUCGAUGCGUCCCAUUGCUCCUGUCACUCGAGCAUUGAUGCUGCUCGUUGAGCUCUACGCACUCCUCUAACAGCUCUUGCUACGCAACAUUCUUAAUCCUCCGCCAGAGUGAUGUCGAUGGGAAUCAUGCCCGCGAUGACAAAAGCUACAUCUGUUGAGAUGAUCUUAUAUGCACAGAAAACUCGCAUGGCUAUCAGCCGAUGUGUGCUCCGUUAUUUAUAUAUGUUGCGCUCCACCUCUAAAGCUAAGCUCCAGUCCGCUCCUCCUUAUCGUAGUUUCGAUAGUGUCACGCUCGCAAGGAGACGUCACCUGCUACGCUUUGGAUUAUGGCAGUUCAGCAUAAUCCAGGCCAGAGAGUUGAUGAUUUUCGACGUACUAUCACAACAGUAUUUGACAUGUACACCGAAAUUUAAGCGGCUGUCGAAGUAUUUCAACUGUUGGAGUGAGUUGGGGUGUCUUCCAACAGUAAUCUCUAUGUGCGGCACAACUCGUUUGUUGGUCACGAAUAGUACCUUGGUUUUAUGGUGAGCUAUCUGAAGCUUGACUCCUUCCAUGCUUAUACCAACCCUUUCUACAGACACCGAUGCAAUGUCUUCAACCUCCUCAAUUGUUUCGCCGGUGAUCAUUAGCACGAUAUCGUCAGCAAAUCCGACCAUCUACGUGCCUGCUUGUUAUUUCAGCGUUAACACCUUGUUAUACAUUGUAUUCCAGAGCAUGGGUCUAAAUAUGGAACCCUGUGGUUCCAUAUUUAGACCAUAUUGUAACCCGGUUUCGAUUUCGAAGGUGUGUGGGUUAUACUGAACACUACUAAUGCCCUAUGCAUAUAUGAGCGCCCUUCCCUCUAACUCGCUAGUCGUGGUUAUGCAUCACUAUUACAACAGACCUUAUUUUGUGGCCACCCGGUCACCAAUCAGGUUAAUAUCAGUUUGGCAUUAUGUGGUUUCCACAAUGGCGAUCCUUCCAGGAACCAAAUUUUUGGGCCAACUAUUGAGUUAAAAACAAAUGGUCGAUGGAAAAUGGUUAAUCCAAAUGUAAUUUAAAUACAAAGUACAAUAUUUCAAAUUGUAUAUGAAGCGAGCCUGAAUGGCUGCGCAAGUAGCGAGCUUGAAUAGCUGCGCGUUAAGCGCACCCGAAUGGUUGUGCAUUGGGCGAGCAUGAGUAGCUGCGCGUGGGCGAACCUCGGUGGUUGAGCAUGAAGCGAGCCUGAAUGGCUGCGCAAGCAGCGAGCUUGAAUAGCUGCGCGUUAAGCGAACCCGAAAGGUUGCGCAAUGAGCGAACCUCAGUGGUUGCGCAUGAAGUGAACCUGAAUGACUGCGCAAGUAGGUUGCGCAUGAAGUGAGCCAGAAUACAUACGCAUGUAAGGAGCGAGCUUGACUAGCUGCGCUUUAAACAAACCCGAGUGGUUACGUAUGAAGCGAACCCGAGUUGUUUGGCAUUAAGUGAGCUUCAGUAGCCGUGCGUUAAGCGGCCCGGAGCGGUUGCGCAUUGAACGAGCUAAAGUAGCUGCGCAUGAAGCGAGCCUGAAUGGCUGCGCAUGUGGCGGGCUUCAGUAGUUACGCGUUAAGCAAACUCAAGUGGUCUAAGAGUCUAAGUGGCCGUGGAGUGCUUGUGCGUUAAGUGAUCAGUGGCAAUUUAGCGAGUUUAAAUUGCGGCAUGAUAAGCGUGUUUAAGUGGCUGUGCGACAAAUGAGCCAACUAGAGCUAGAGAUGCUGCGUAGCAAGCGAGCUUGAAUGACUGCGCUAGACCUAGAUUGAACAGCUGCAUGAUGCACAGUUUUGUGCAAUAAGCAUGUCUUGGGAAAAGGGAGGUGACGCGAAUCUGAACGUCAAAAUCUGCAAUAUAAAAGAAUUGCAACUGGAUGUUCAACAUGCAAAUACCAAACAACUCGGUCAAUGUGGUCAAAGCUGAACAAACAUCCGCAGAGAAAUUUAUAAUAUAGCUUCCGUGCAUGAUACUUUGUUAGGCGCAUUCAAACUUAAACGUGCAUGGUUUGUGAUGAUCGCUCGAUCAUUUGUCCUAUGUGUUCCUGUGCAAUUCUGAUUUAUGCCGGGAAAGGGACCGCUUAGAGGAGCAACUUCGGGCCACACGUCUUGCCUCGUCGGUCGUCGGGAAUCAAGAGCCCGCCUCAGCAUGGCGACUGUUACCAAGAGCCCGGAGCAAAAGUGCUCAUUAGAAGGGCCCGUGCCUCGAGCUUUCACCAUAUGUAUGUUCAGGUCUCAUCACUACAUUAGGGUGUCCCACACAGUUCCUCGAAGAGGUUGUUCGUUGAAUGAAGCUAUCGUCAAUUUUGCCAGCGUCGAGCUCAUGCCGGCAAGAGAGUGCUAUGCGGGAAUGCAAGAAUCCAGAAUGAAAGUUUACGACUGUGGGUCGUUAGUUGGCACUGUUCAGACAAAGGACUGCGCUGUUUAAGUCAUUCUUGAAGCGCAUUGAUGAUCCAUUCGAUAAUUCACAUUGAUUAUAGCAGCACACCAUGAUCAUCACGGCAAGCAAUCAUGGUUCGUUAUUCCCUUUGCUCCGGCGGGUAAAGGAGAAACAACCAGUGCAGCGGUCGAAGCUUGGAUGGACACCUUCGAUAUUGGUGAACUCCUCCUUGCAUUGCAACCAUCAUUACAACAACCGAAAGAUACUACUGUUUUUUUCAGUACUUUUGUUUUUGGGAGAGGAGGGUGAAUGUGUGGGUUAUACUGAACACUACUAAUGCCCUAUGCAUAUAUGAGCGCCCUUCCCCCUAACUCGCUAGUCGUGGUUAUGCAUCACUAUUACAACAGACCUUAUUUGUGGCCACCCGGUCACCAAUCAGGUUAAUAUCAGUUUGGCAUUAUGUGGUUUCCACAGAAGGUUAAGACGCGAUUUACAAAAAUGCUUUCUAUUAUCCUGCCUGAUACCCUCAUCGGGAACACGCAUUCUGUGAAACGCUUUGACACUAGCUUCCCAGCCAGCGUUGAUGAAUGGCAUUUUGAACAUCAAUCGUCACAACGGUACAAUGACGAACACCUUUCCUCUUCUUUUGAUAUGCGCGUUUCGCGUGUUCUGGCACCAUUCGGAUGGCGUCUACUGUGAAUCUCCCUUUCCGGAAACCGAAUUAUCUGUUCAACUGUUCACUUUCACCCUCUGUGCAGAUAGCUAGUCUGUACAAGACUAACCUCUCUUGUAGUUUACCAAGGGUAUCCAAUAGACAGAUGACGGAUGCCCUGGGGGUUUUAUCGGUUUCGGUAGUAACACCGGCUUCGCAGUUUUCCACAGGUUGAGGAAAGAUUCCUCGUCGAGACACUUUUGUAACACCACUCUGAAAGUAUCUAGAACAGGGAAGCAAAUCGAACCGAUCUUAUAACGAUAACUGGUUUAUCACUUGUGUAACACUUAGCGAUAAAUAUGAGAACGUGAUGACUUCUUAUUCCUUUCCAAUGCCGAUCAAGAUAACUCGUUCGAACUUCAGAUUUCUUGAUGUGCGCCCCGCGCAAUUGUUGGUAUUUUUUGUUAGUGCGUCUACCGAUCGGGUCGGCCCGGCCCGGCACCUUGAGCGCCAUCAAGCAAUUGUUGGUAAUUUUGUUGGUGCGUUUACCGGUCGGGUCGGCCGGCACCUUGUGCAUCAAGCAAUUGUGAGUGUCCUCCUUGGGUGCCAGCAGAUUGUUGUUGCAUAUCCUUAACGUUACGAGAGACGAUAAAUUUGAAUCGGUAAGCACAACUUAUCGAGAGCAAAAUUGAAGUUGAUAAGCGUUAGGUAUAGUGUUCUUGAGGAUGAAAAUCUCUCUCACGGGUGUUUUGAUCGGCAAAUUCUAUCGGAGGAUAACGAUUUUUGGAUUCCCUUAUCUAGAAUGGUCUGUAUCGUCAUUUUCAUCACUUAAUCCGGGAUUCCGUCCGGGCCAAGGGCCUUCAUAACCGUAAGUUUCUUAGCAAUGUCCACAAGUUCCUCGUACGUUACUGGCUUGCUAUCGUGGACUCCCGCGUCGGACACUUUUCGGUCGGCGACCUCGAGCCACCAAAUCUCGCUAGUGUAACUCUAUAGGCUUGACCCUGGACAUGGUCAUGUCGCACACCACUACUUUCAUUGUCGUAAGCUGUUCAGCGUUUUGCACUUGCGAUGAUCCCUGCAUGUUUAUAGCUUCGACGCAGACUUCCUGAUCAAAAGCAUUUGUCUUCCAUCUCCGCUCUUGGACCGGCGGAUGUCUCGCAACAACAAGGUUUCGGCGUCUUACGCUAUAGCGUAUCACUUGGUGAUCGAUGUGACAUCAAUCACUGACGUUGUGUUAGGUAUUCCAUGCUUGCGAAAGGAGCUGGUAACUCCAGUGUAACACAGCUCAACCUCCAGUCUAGCGAAUGCCUCUAGUAAGUUGUGGUCUUUAGGGCUAUUGCACCUGCUACCCCAGUCAUCCGUCCAAGCGUUAAAGUCUUCUCCUAUCACUAGAGGGGCCUUCCCUGUCAAUUUGUGAGCGAGUUCAUCCAACAUUGUGUUGAUCUCCCCGAUCGUCCAUCUUGGUGGAGCGUAGCAGCUGCAGAAGAAGAUGCCGUUAAUUUCUGCACUCACGAACCUGUCACUAACUCCUGAAUGGAAAAAGCCCGGUGAGGUAGACAUCAGCUAAGCCAGACCAGCCAAACCCAGUUACCAUUUCCAAACGGAAUUCUGUAUGAUUCUGACAAAAGCACCGAAUCGCAUUUCUUUUCUCCUACCGUUUGCUGUAGCAGACGCUCCUAGUAAACAUACAAUCGCAUUAGAAAUGAUAGAUCAUGUCGUUAACAGCGUUACUGCGAAUCGCAAUUCUAUCCAAACGAGUAAACAAUCGUAAAAAUGAUUACUUGAAGUCGGUUAAAGUCGGAUAUGAUAAAAAUUCCGCCGUGUUUGCAGAUUUUGAAGACCAUAUCGCUCAAUUUGCUCUUCCGCAUCGGCUUUAAGUGAGAAAUCAUCAAUAUUGUUCUCUCUGCAAAUUAGACAGUGUAUUCGAAAGAAUUGUCCAAUGAGAAAAGCAGCAAAUAUUAAUACUGGCGGCAACUCAGCAAACAUUUUUGUAGCUAUAUUCUAAUUCUGUUUUGAUAUACGUUCCAUAUACAUUAUUGAAUGAUCGUAUUAAAGUUUAUACAUUUACAUACCAAAGUGGAAGCAAUAUACAUAAUUAAAUUUUAUUUCUUUCUAAAGCGACGAAAACUACACCAACUGGACGUUAUCCGACACCUUAUUCGUACCUGACGGAAGAAUGUAAGAGAACGCAAGAUUUUGCUCUCAUGGCCUGAAAUCGUUGCAGAGACAAUAUUUUCCAGUUCUCUUAUUGGCUAAUCAUAACUCAAUUCCCAACUGAUUUUUUGCCAUCUGGUUGCACUGCUGGUUGCAGAAAGAACGUAACGAUGAUUUUCUCACUUGCAGCACGCGCGGGAGCAAAAUCAUUUCAAAAUUGGAAAAUAUGGCAGAUUUUCUUUCAUAUACGAUUUAAACUGACUUCAGGCGACAUUUUAUACGAUCUUUUUACUAUGCAGUUGGAAUUGCGAUUCGCAUCACCAUAGUAAACGACUUAGUUUAUCUUUUCUGAUACGAUUUUUUGUUUUCUGGGUAGCGUGUUGGCCGCUGUUGAUGAGAGACCAAUCUUCGCAAUCUGCAUUCCACCGUACGCCUUUCUUAGUUUUAUAACUACUGAUUCGUUGCUCAUGCCAGGUAUGCUGAAGAGUGCUUCCUCGAGCUCCUCUGCAGUGGUAAACUCAUCCUUGGUAAAUGUCAGGACCUGCGACCUGCGACCAAGGAAUGCGACCUGCGCUAUCCAAGCGCUAUGGACAGUAACUUCAUCGCUUAGAGUGCUUUCAACAAGCUCCUUGAAGUCGGCGCUUUUUACCGACGGGUCUGUUUUUAGCUCGAAAAGCAGUUCGCCUUUUUGGGUGCGUCUUGUUUUGGUGACGCUCUCGCCAAGAGCAGUAACUUUGGCUCUGCGCGUAGCUUCCGGAAUAGGUCAGCAUACGUUGUGCCUUCUUUUGUUUUCACGAUAAGGGCCUGCCUCCUGGAAAUUACCCGUUUAGGUUUGAGUUUUGGAGGUGGUUCUGGCUUCAUGACGACCUUUCUUUUCGCGUUCUCCAUUCUAUUACGAAUCAUUCGUCAGCCUCCAGCAAUUGCUUCAGCAUUAUGGGAACGCUUGCGCUACCUUUUUCCCACUAGAUGUCUGUUGUUGAAGGGAAAGACUUUACUAUUUGGAGGUAGAACUUGGAAUACUUUAUUACAAUACAUUAUAUCCUAUUUAUACUAAAACCAUCUCUAUGGUACCAUUAAUAACACUACCAUGCCUGUGUUGCUAUUCAUCUCAUGGAUUGCUUCAAUGAGACGAAUUUCAGCACUCCUCCUCAACAAACGCAUUCGCAGUCUCCUGACUGCCUUCGGCGUCUCCUCCUGAGGAUGGAGCUACCGGACGUACCGGAACACGCGCUCGCCCCUGUUGCAUCUCGAUGACCUUUCAUAGGACCAGUUCGACGACCUCCACCGGGAUCUGGCACGACGAUCUCCAGUGGCUUCCGAUCCGACGACCUCCCAAUUGCUCUGGCCCGACGACCUUCCAUGGCUCUGGUCUCGGCGCUCUUCCUGCGGCUUGACACUUCCCUUCCACCUCGACUCCUUUCUUGAGGCCUGAUGUUUCUAGUGGUCUAGCAGGAAGACCUUCACUUGGCGUUCCAGUCCAACGACCUUCCAUGGAACCGGCUUGACGAUCUUCCGUGGUACCCCGCUCGUAAGUCCUCCAGAGGCUCCUGGCCCAACGACCACCACCUGGUUCCUGACUUGACGGUGUUCCAUGAUACCGCCGCCUACCUUCCAUGGCUUUCGGUACAACGACAUAACAGUGAAUCUGGCCCGACGACUGCUUCGUUGUCUAGCGACCUUCCAUGGAACCGGUCCGACGAUCUCACAGUGACUCCGGUCCGACGACUUUGUUGGUUCCGCACUUCCGUUUGCUCUCGACUCGCCGACCUUCUAAGGAUCCGACCAAACGACCUUCAGUGGUACCUGUCCGACGACCUCCCGUGUUUCCUAGCUUGUCGACUUCCACCUAGCUUCCCGAUUUGAUGAUUUUCCAGUUGGUUCCUAGUCCGACAACUUUCCAUGGUCUCCUGCUCGCCGACCUUCCAGUGGCUCCGGCUCAACGAGCUGCGUAUGGCUCUGUACCGACGACCUUCCAGUGGCUCUGGUUCCUGCCUCGAUGACCUCCAAAUGGUUCCUGGUUCGUUGUCCUUUCGGGCUUCGGCUUGUUGCCCUUCCAUCGGCGCUGGCACUUCUUGCCACUGUUGAUUCCGCUUUUCCUCCUUUCAACUAGUGCUGGGCUUAUAACCUGUUGUGCAGCACUUGGGCAGUUGAAAGGAUAGACUUUACUAUUUGGAGGUAAAACUUGGAAUACUUUAUUACAAUACAUUGUGUCUUAUUUAUACAAAAAUCAUCUCUAUAGUUACAUUUCCUAAUUGUUUAUUUCUAAUAACACCACCAUGCGAGUGUUGCUAUUCACCUCAACGAUUGCUUUGAUGAGACGAAUCUCAACAAUUUCACUCCUUUAAAGGCCAGUUCCAUCAGUCACUAGAAUCGCACGGUUAAAAUGUCAUUUAGAACACAUCGUAACUGUAAAACUUUACGAACCUUAAACUUUUUUUUUACUUUUAAAGUUAUUCCGGGACUUUUUAGUUCAUCUUCAUUGAUCUUCUGACCCAGUUAACUGUUCUUCGACAGAAUUCCUUUCCAAAGUCUCUGUUCCUGAAUCGACAGAUACGAAAUCAUAAUCAGCAAACACGAUUUAUUUAACACGAGUUAUACGAUUAAGGCAAUUUGAGAAAAAGACAAAAGAAAAACGACACAAACUUGGCAAAAAAAACGAGGCCCUAAGAGGUGUAAAUGUUCCUUAGAUUUUUUUUUUCGUUCGUAACUAACCUUAAGACAGCAGACAGCAUUUAAAAACUAAGCCAAGAGGUGUAAGAUCACACUUUUAUUGUAAAUAAAGAAUAAAAUUAAAGAAUGCAAGAAGAAACAGGCUAAAGUUCUGUUACAAUAAUUCCAGAUGAACAAGUUGUGUGAACAUAGAAGGAAAACAAACAAACAAAUGCAGUGAGGCUAACACAAAAAAAAGUUGAAGCUGGUUCUCAAACAAACAGUUCUUAACUUGGUUCAUUUUCUUGAUAUUUUUGUUUCUAAAUACAACUGUAAGCAUUUAUGAAAUGUACAAUUAGUUAAGUUUCCCGUUUGUAUUGUUUUGCUGCUAAUUUGUUCUAAGUAAUGAAAUUUUAUCCAUCACAACAAACAGGCACCGAUCGAUUUUAGUUGCAAUUUGUACGCUCAAUAGAGAAGGAAACAAUAACGGAAACGAAAUUGUUAGAAAAAUGAAAUCGUAAACUCUAACCAGUUUAGCGCUAAACCACUACACAAGUAAGCUGUGCAAUUUUAAACUAAUCUUAUUGACCGUCCAUCUUAUGAAAGAAGAAUCUUUGUAUGGGAAUAAUUAUUAUAUAAUCUGAUGUGUACGUAAAACAAAACUACUCUAAGUUAGUGAAAUCAUUUGGAAGCAUUUUGUUUCUUUUCUAACAGAAAGGUAAAGGAAAGUUAUAAACGCAAACUUAAAGAUCGUCGACUAGUAUGAAUGUCGGUUGAAAUCCUCAAACGGAAGAGAUAAAACUAAAUAUUCAAAAGAUGUGAACUAUAAGAAAUCUUAUACCGUAGGAUACCUAUAAAAAAAAAACCUUAUUGAAAAGGUGACGAAUAAGUAAAAUUUUCAGAACAUCAAUCACUCUUAUCAAAACCUAUUAAAUAUUUGUGUAAAAAAAAAUACAAACGUAAGAAUACAAGUGUAUUUUCUAAGAACUGUGAUAAAAUAAUGAAGAUAAUUGAAUGAAAGUUUUUAAGUAAAACAGUGUCACUAAUGCAUAAAAGAGAACCACAUUUUUUAUCGACAUGAACACACUAAGUUGAUUUUAAUUUUAGACUAUUUUCGUUUGAAGCUGCACACGUUCUUAUCAAUUGCUGUUAGGGGUUUGUUCGAAUGAAAUGUAACUCAUUUGUUUUCGCUUUCAAAUUAUGAAAGCUUUCAACAACGAACCACGUGAUCUAUUUGAUUUCUCACAAAUUCGUCGAAAUCCUACAAUGAUUCGUUCAACUUUCACCUUCACAAUACCAAUUUGCAUUAUGCUGAUGGAAGCAUUAUGCUGCAUGCAACGUCAAGUUAAUGUCAAAUUCGAUUUGAUACCAGCUAAGAACACAUUAUUGAGAUAUGAUAAGACAUUCACAGAUCCUGAACACACACACAAAUAAACACACAAGUAUACACUGAACAAACAAUUUAUCGAAAACUUCAAUCUUUAGAAGAAAUUUCAAACCUUUUCGUCGUAAACGUAGAUGUAAACAAAACUUUAAAAAAAAAUCGAAAUGAGAGAUAAAAAGUGCAUGAAAAAAGAUACCUUUACCGAAAAAUGUGGUUUAAAAAGCAUGAAACUAUCAAAACUAUUUCUUAGAAAGACCGAUGGAAAAUAAAGAAGAAAACUAGAAAUAAAAAAAAACCUACGAACAGUUUAGCAAAAAUCUAAAGGUUGCAGUUAUAUUUGUACGAAAAUGAAUGACGGUACAGCCCUACUAGUUUGGAGAGUUCGAAUCUCCAUAAGGUUUAAUCGAAAAAGUGGAAUCAAAACUAAAAGCGAUCUACUGAUAUCGCCACAACUAUGGAACUAAAGAGAAAAGCAAAAGAAAUGAAAAGUAUCCCUCCUGGAAAAGCAAAAAACUAUGGUAUGAAAAAAAGUAAACCUGAUCAAUGAUCAUCCUGAAAAAAACACACAGAACGGUUGAAACUGUGUAUGCUAAUGAUCAAGAUGACGAUGGUUGCAAAUAUCUUGUACACACUAUAACUUUCCUUUUUGCUAGGAAUCGAACGAUCAAAAUAAAGUCUUAUAAAUGUAUGUAAAACAUGUG
Molecule: messenger RNA, 15445 nt
Organism: Uranotaenia lowii
Lineage: Eukaryota; Metazoa; Arthropoda; Insecta; Diptera; Culicidae
Product: zinc finger protein rotund-like
Exons: 6
Coding region: 1001-3787 (928 amino acids)
Biological process (GO): negative regulation of transcription by RNA polymerase II
Molecular function (GO): DNA-binding transcription repressor activity, RNA polymerase II-specific
Source: RefSeq, a predicted model, not a curated record